Molecule: messenger RNA, 2649 nt
Organism: Tarenaya hassleriana
Lineage: Eukaryota; Viridiplantae; Streptophyta; Magnoliopsida; Brassicales; Cleomaceae
Product: subtilisin-like protease SBT5.6
Exons: 11
Coding region: 30-2387 (785 amino acids)
Biological process (GO): proteolysis
Molecular function (GO): serine-type endopeptidase activity
Source: RefSeq, a predicted model, not a curated record
AUCUAACAUAACCCCGAAAUCUAAAAGCUAUGAAGCUUACUUCUUCUUUCUUCCCUCUCCUUCUCCUCCUCCUCCUCCCGCUUUUAGCUUCAUGCGUUGAAAAGCAGGUGUACAUAGUCUAUUUCGGAGAACACAAAGGUGAUAAAGAACUGCAUGAGAUUGAAUCUCUCCAUCAUUCUUACCUUCUCUCGGUUAAAGACUCUGAAGAAGAAGCCAAAUCUUCGCUUUUGUACAGCUAUAAGCACAGCAUCAAUGGCUUUGCCGCCACGUUAACAGCUGAAGAGGCCUCUAGACUCGAAAAAUUGGAAGAAGUGGUGUCCGUGUUCAAGAGUCAUCCGAGAAAGUUCGAGCAGCACACAACAAGGUCAUGGCAGUUUCUGGGGUUGGAGGAAGAUGAAGACGAUGAUAGACAUAACAAAAACAAUGUUAAUGGCCGGUUUAGGAUCGGAAGAAAGGUUCUGAAAAAGGCCAAAUACGGCGAUGGAAUCAUCGUCGGUGUCCUUGAUAGCGGCGUGUGGCCAGAAUCGAAGAGCUUCAGUGACAAAGGGAUGGGUCCCGUCCCAAAGUCAUGGAAAGGAACCUGCCAAACCGGGACUGCUUUUAACUCUUCCCACUGCAACAGGAAAAUUAUAGGAGCCAGGUACUACGUGAAAGGGUACAUGAACGGAUACGGAACCUUCAACGUGACUGCCAACAAAGACUUCCUCUCCCCACGUGAUCCCGACGGUCACGGCUCCCACACCGCCUCAAUGAGGAGAGCCGCCGCCAUUGGUGGCUUUGCCCGAGGGACCGCAUCGGGCGGAGCCCCUAAGGCCCGUCUCGCCAUCUACAAGGCGUGCUGGGCGAAACCCGACUCGGAAAAAGUGGACGGCAACAUCUGUUUCGAAGAGGACAUGUUGGCCGCCAUUGAUGACGCCAUCUCUGACGGCGUCCACGUCAUCAGCGCUUCCAUUGGGACCACCGAGCCUCUGCCUUUUUCGCAGGACGGUAUCGCAAUAGGGGCUUUACACGCCGUCCGCCGGAACAUCGUGGUCGCUGCCAGUGCAGGAAAUUCCGGCCCGAAGCCGGGAACCCUGUCAAAUCCAGCGCCAUGGAUUAUUACCGUUGGAGCUAGUAGCCUCGACCGGAGUUUCAUCGGCGGUUUGGUUCUUGGGAACGGUUUUACCGUCAAGACGGAGUCGGUUACGUCAUACAAGAUGGACAACUUUGCGCCGCUGGUCUAUGCUGCUGACGUGACCAUUCCUGGAGCCGUCGCGGCCAACAAUACAGCACAAUGUUUACCCAACUCGUUAUCACCAAAGCUAGUGAAGGGAAAGGUGGUAUUGUGUUUGAGAGGGGCCGGUUCAAGAAUCGGUAAGGGUCUUGAGGUGAAACGAGCCGGAGGGGCCGGUUUGAUCCUAGGCAACGCCCUGGCCAACGGCGACGACGUCCCCCUCGAUCCCCAUUUCGUUCCAGCCGCCGGAGUCAUCCCUUCCAUAGUGGACAAGAUCCUAUAUUACAUCAGAACCGAUAAAAAACCGAUCGCUCUCAUCAAACCGGGAGAAACGGUUUACCAGUCCCAACCGGCUCCAUUCGUGACUGGAUUCUCUAGCCGCGGCCCAAACGUCAUAGACCCCAAUAUCCUCAAGCCGGAUAUAACGGCUCCGGGACUGAACAUACUGGCGGCAUGGAGCGGAGCUGAUUCUCCCACCAAAAUAUCGGUGGACCGAAGAGUUGUGGAAUUCAAUCUGUAUUCAGGAACAUCCAUGUCUUGUCCUCAUGUUUCAGGAGCAAUUGCUCUUCUCAAAGCCAUACAUCCCAAUUGGAGCAGUGCCGCUAUCAGAUCUGCCAUCAUGACCACAGCCUGGAUGACCAAUGACCAGGAAAAACCGAUCCAAGAUGUGAAUGGUUUACCCGCGAAUCCAUUUGCAAUCGGUUCAGGGCAUUUCAGACCAACAAAAGCAGCGGAUCCCGGUUUAGUCUAUGAUGCAUCAUACCAAGACUACCUUCUCUAUUGCUGUUCUGUCGGAUUAACCAAUGUUGACCCAGAAUUCAAAUGCCCCAAGAAACCUCCUCCCGGCUAUAACCUGAAUUACCCGUCAAUCUCAAUCCCUAAUCUCAGCAGAAGAAUAAGGGUAAGGAGAAGUGUUACAAAUGUUGGAUCCAGUAAUGGAACGAGUACUUACUUCUUCAGUGCAAAACCGCCAUUGGGUGUCUCGGUUACAGCUAAACCGAGUAUAAUGAAGUUCAACCGGGUCGGCCAGAUAAAGCGGUUUACCAUAACGGUUAAGCUGCAGAAGGGCCAACUGGCUGGUGAGGUCCAGAAGGGUGAGUUCCUCUUUGGAUGGUAUACUUGGACAGACAACCACCACACUGUCAGAAGUCCCAUUGCUGUAUCCUUAGCUUAGGUGUUUCAAGAACUUUUAGUUUUUCGAUUUAUACAAGAAUUUAAACACAAAAAAGAAAAAAAAAUCUUCAAGAGAUUGAAUCAAUCUCCUGAACUGAUUUGGAUAAAGGAUGACACGUAUAUACAUGUAUCUGUCUUCAAUGACAGAGAAAUUAAUCUUCUUAAUAAAGUAUCUUUGAACUCUAUAACUCGUUCGCCAAUGCAGCGGAGUGUCAGUGAGGUACCUCUUAAGAACCAGUUUCUGCUUUUCGUCAGGGCCUAGU